Aspergillus neoniger CBS 115656 is the source of this 1050-nucleotide messenger RNA. RefSeq names its product mitochondrial 37S ribosomal protein mS38. The transcript has 2 exons. Gene Ontology annotation, cellular component: mitochondrion. The coding region runs from base 1 to 1050 and encodes 349 amino acids. Gene Ontology annotation, biological process: mRNA processing. NCBI's taxonomy places the organism in Eukaryota, Fungi, Ascomycota, Eurotiomycetes, Eurotiales, Aspergillaceae. The record is from RefSeq and is a predicted model, not a curated record.
AUGCUGUCGUCCUCACUGCGCCGGGCUGCAUGGGCUCCUAUGGGGCCCAUCGCCGGCAUGUCUCGCGCAACCAGCCAAAGUAUUACUACCUCCGCGAACGGCCUCAUCGGCUCGUCACAACAUGUGCGUCAACGCCGAUACUCCUCUUCGUCCUCGAAACCCAGCGAUGGAUCUAAUAAAGUCGAUUCUUCCUCUCAGACGCCUGCCAAGGGAGUGAAUUCUGCAGAGAAACGUGAGGGGAAGGCUUCCAGACGGAGGGGCAAGGAUAGCAACGGCCGCAAUGGCUCCAAGCAGCCGACGGCUUUUUCCCGACUUCCCAGUGUUCCCUCUACCCAACACCUCCAGCCGCAUGACGUUCACGUCGCCUCCUUCUUUUCCAUCCACCGACCCAUCUCCGUUUCCACCACCGUUCCUCCGACCUCGACCCCCGAAGCCUUCGACGCCAUCUUCACCGCAAAGAAGCCGGCUAAGCCUGAGGUGGACGAUGUCAUCUUCACCCUCUCCUCCGCCGUCAACUCCAUGGAGAACUCCGCUGCCCACUCCGGCGAGCAGGAGGGCUCUCUGCAGUACUUCGACAUGGAAGGCAACCAGCUGGAUGGCAUGAACCUUUCCGAUCUGAAAGUCUCCGUCGAGGAACUCACCAAGCGUCUCCGUCCCUUCCACCCCCCUCCGCCGCCUGUUCCCUUCGACGAAGCGAAGAACAUGACUUCCUCCGAGUUCGAGGACGUCCCCCGGGAGACCUCCAGCUACUCCACCGUCCUGACCAUCCACGAGUCGAUACACUCGGAUGGUCGCAAGACCUACGAGGCUCACACUGGUCCCUUCGUGCCCUCCGGUGAGAUGGAAGCUCCCGGUGCCAUUGGAGAGAGUGAGGCCAUCAUUGAUGUUCCCCACAACUCCGGCACCACCUACAUGGAGCGUAUCCGCAACAACCGCACCAUGCACGCCAUUAGCACCAAGAGACGUCGCAGACUGAAGAUGAAGAAGCACAAGCUGAAGAAGCUGCGCAAGAGGACAAGGACCCUGAGACGGAAGCUUGAGAAGGCUUGA